Messenger RNA from Sinocyclocheilus anshuiensis, 885 nucleotides. RefSeq names its product vegetative cell wall protein gp1-like. The coding region runs from base 1 to 885 and encodes 294 amino acids. The transcript is spliced from 5 exons. The record is from RefSeq and is a predicted model, not a curated record. NCBI's taxonomy places the organism in Eukaryota, Metazoa, Chordata, Actinopteri, Cypriniformes, Cyprinidae.
AUGCCGCAGAAUGAAGAUGCAGGAGACUACAACGACAGAGCGAUAGCAGCGAUAGUCCGUGUGGCUGGCAGCUGCCUGCUGUGUUGCUACACUUUCAAACUGGACUUUCAGUGCCCAUUUUUGAUUGAUGGUGACGCUGUGGUGUGCUGGAAUCUGACAGAAGAAAACAUCACACGAACAAACGAUCAAAUUCCUUGUAAAGAGAGCAACAAACUUACUGCUGAAGAAUCUGACAAGAUUAAAUAUUAUCAGGCUCUAUCACAGCCCUUCUCUGCCACCCCAGAACCUUCCUCAGCAAGACCAGAACCCUUCUCUGCCACCCCAGAACCUUCCUCAGCAAGACCAGAACCCUUCUCUGCCACCCCAGAACCUUCCUCAGCAAGACCAGAACCCUUCUCUGCCACCCCAGAACCUUCCUCAGCAAAACCAGAACCCUUCUCUGCCACCCCAGGAGCUUCUUUAGCAAGACCAGUACCCUCCUCUGCCAGCCCAGAACAUUCCUCAGCAAGACCAAAGCCCUUCUCUGCCACCCCAGAACCUUCCUCAGCAAGACCAAAGCCCUUCUCUGCCACCCCAGAACCUUCCUCAGCAAGACCAGAACCCUUCUCUGCCACCCCAGAACCUUCCUCAGCAAGACCAGAACCCUUCUCUGCCACCCCAGAACCUUCCUCAGCAAGACCAGAACCCUUCUCUGCCACCCCAGGAGCUUCUUUAGCAAGACCAGUACCCUCCUCUGCUAGCCCAGAACCUUCCUCAGCUAGACCAAAACCCCCAUCUGCCACCCAGAACCUUCCUCAGCAAGACCAGAACCCUCCUAUGCCACUCCAAAAGCUUCCUCAGCAAGACCAGAACCCUCCUCUACCAGCCCAGAACCAUCCUCAGUGA